AAGCGUUUUACACUAUUACAAAUAUAACUACAGGCAAAUUUCCACCGGCAAGCAAUAUUACUGUGGUAGUCCAUUGGAGCGCCACCUCAAUCGACUUGAGGCCAAGGCGGCCUCGGGGUCUUCGUCGGCGGCGGAGUCGUCGUUUGCGGGUGCAGGCAAGGCACGGGCGAGGCCGAAGGCGAAGGCGGGGGAGAGGAAGAAGCGGCGCAGGAGCGUCGGGCUGGCAGCGCCCGCUGGCCAGUCCGGCGCGGGGGUGGCGCCCGCUGGCCAGUCCGGCGCAGGGGCGGCGGCGGCGCCCGACGCCCUACUGGCGCUCGUCUGUCGGGAAAUGGACUGGCGCGAGCAGAGGAUCCUGGAGCGCGUUCAAAACAUGUUGGUUACCGCCGGCGUCCUGCCCAGUUCCUUUGGCGGCGUGUUCCCCCCCCCCCCCCCCACCUCCUCCUCCUCCUCCUCCUCUUCCAUUCGGCGUGUACCCGCCGCCACCCCCUCUCGCGAUGGCAGGCCAUCUCCAGCAGUUGCCAGUAUAUUAUCUGUUAAAGUUGUGGCUUACGCUUCACCUUGACAUUUACUUACUAGGAAUAUUUGGUGAUUUUUUCUUUUGCACCAAGGUUAGGUGCUUCUUUUACCUGAAUUUUUAAUGGAACCCACAAAUCUUUUGUGAUGUUUCUUUUUUUCAUUCUGAGAUCUGAUACAGUUAAUAAUGCAUGUGAUGCUUUCUCAAGCAAUUGGUUGGUAGAAAGCAUAUCAUCAGGUCAAUAGUGCACCAAUCAUAGGCUAGGACCCAUUGUAGAACUGGAUGAUUUGUCUGGAGGUCUAUUAGUGGUUGUGGUUGAAAUUAAAUAUGUGCAUUCAGCAUUUGUCAUAAAGUAUAGUAACACAUAACAUGAAUCAGAAUAGAUAAUGAAAUCCUGAUACUAGAAAUAUGGUUUAUUGAAAAUGGGUAGCUGUCGUCUAUCACUUCGUAGUCGACAGAGCAUAUGUUUCUGUAUAGAUUAUGAGAUAUCUUGGAUUGUUAGUAGCUUUUCUACUAAUGUUCAAACUGCAGAACGUAAAGGAGAUUACCAAGGAAAAACUGUUCAGGUGAGGAAUGAUUUCAUGACAGAGAUUUCCAUGUUUUUCUAUAGCCAUAGAAAAAGUGCCAAUUGUUACGGUGAAUUUCAGAAUUAGAGUUAACUCUCUUUAUCAGGUUGUGCCGCACAUCACAGAGGGCAGCAAGAUAUGAACAACAAUUUCAUAUGGCGGAGGGAGAUGGAUUAGGAGAAGGAGCAAACCAAUUUGGUGAUGGAGACAAUUUUUUCAUAUAAAAGUCAGCCUGCCAGAUCAUUGGGGAGAGUUAAAUUGCUGCUUCGUCAUCAUUCUAUUGUGAUUCUUAGAUUCUCAAUUGAAUCCGUACAAUGCCUGCUUUUCCAUGAUGCUCAUUGGGUUAUAUAUGAUGCUUAUCGGAUAUCGCUAAGGUAUGGCAAUGCUAGCUACGUUGAUGAAAGGCACCACCACAGAUACGAGUUGAAUCCUGAUGUGGUCCCAGAAUUUGAAAAGGCAGGGCUUUCUUUCGUUGGCAGGGAUGAAAGCGGUAAACGCAUGGAGAUUAUCGAACUACCCAACUAUAGGUUUUCCGUCGAUGUACAAUUUCACCCUGAAUUCAAGUCAAGGCCCAAGCCAUCUCCACUUUUCUUAGCAUUGGUAGCAGUGUCAUCAGGACAGCUUGAUCAAUGUGGCGUUAUCAGUAAGACAGGCAGACACAUCAGCAAUACCGGAGGAGCACCGAAGCUUACCAGAAGCCGAAUGUCCGUGUGUCCCAGGGGAUACGUAUCCCCCCAACCAGAAAUCGUUCGUUCCACUUUGAGAUUCGUGCUCUUACGCCCUAGAUGCCGCUGCCGCCAUAUGGAUUGCUUAAUCUGUUAGUUUGGAGGCAUCAUCUUGGCGCACCUGAGAGACAUGAGGGGUCAGGGCAAGAGGAUGAAGAAAGGAGAUCCAGACACAGGCGGAUCAGCAUCCAUCGGCGAUUUGGAGUAAGGCGGAGGCAAGUCCAUGGGACACAUGAGCUUAGGGCUGCAGCUGAUAGCUGUUAUCAUCGGGAUGGUGAGCUGCAGAUAGCUGUUAUCAUCAGGAUGGUGAGCUGCAGUUAGAAGGCGACAGAUUGACAAUGCUCUUCCUUGCAAUCCGGGAGAUUUCAGAUGCUAUCACCCAUCUUCUUAGUCAUAAGAGUUGAUGAUAUGUCUUUACACGAACUCUACUCCAAGAUAUAUAUGUACACUGCUCGUGCCAAGGUCCCAAGGAUUGGUUUUACUUGUUAGUAAAUUAAAAACAGAGUGUGUGUUCUCAACAUUGGCUGUUCUAGUAGUAUGUCUAAACCUUCCAUUUUCAUUUGCUAAAAGUAUCUAUAUCUCAUCAUUUUUCUUUUUAAAAUUGCAGUUCAGAUAUAUGGCUGCUGACUGGCACUGUUUUUAUAUGAUUUGUAUCCUCUAAAAAAGAACAUAUGGUCUUUCUAUCCUGAUUUUAAUAACUUCACCA
Sorghum bicolor (sorghum) is the source of this 2511-nucleotide messenger RNA. Its product is annotated as CTP synthase. NCBI's taxonomy places the organism in Eukaryota, Viridiplantae, Streptophyta, Magnoliopsida, Poales, Poaceae. Gene Ontology annotation, molecular function: identical protein binding; CTP synthase activity. The record is from RefSeq and is a predicted model, not a curated record. Gene Ontology annotation, biological process: pyrimidine nucleobase biosynthetic process; CTP biosynthetic process.